This is a messenger RNA of Trichechus manatus latirostris (Florida manatee), 711 nucleotides long. Its product is annotated as cytokine-dependent hematopoietic cell linker-like. Bases 46 to 711 code for a protein of 221 amino acids. The transcript is spliced from 7 exons. Gene Ontology annotation, biological process: intracellular signal transduction; cell surface receptor protein tyrosine kinase signaling pathway. Lineage: Eukaryota; Metazoa; Chordata; Mammalia; Sirenia; Trichechidae. The record is from RefSeq and is a predicted model, not a curated record.
GCUGACCAAAUUUUGUCACUCUUUUAUGCAGUGCCUCAUCAUCACAUGAAGCCUGAAUUGUCUCACCUGCCACAAAACCAAAAUAUUCAAGACAUUCCUCUUGGCGUUACCAGCUCUUCAUUCACGGGGAGCAACCACAGCAUGCAAAGCAAAGUUCAUAAAGGAAGCCUGCAGUCCUAUUCUCCUCAGCAUCGCCAGUCUCCAGUCGGUCACAGUUCUCAUGAGAAUAAGCUACCCGAUAAAAAUACGAGCAGGAGAAAGCCUUUCUCCACCCUGUCUGGUGAAAAGGAUGCCCAGCACCACGACUGGUACAUUGGAGAAUGUAGUCGCCGGGCAGUAGAAGAGGCAUUAACGAAGGAGAACAAGGAUGGUACUUUCUUGGUCCGAGAUUGUUCCUCGAAAUCCAAGGCGGAGCCCUACGUUUUGGUGGUGUUUUACGGAAAUAAAGUCUAUAAUGUGAAAAUCCGCUUCCUGGAGAGGAAUCAGCAGUUUGCCCUGGGGACAGGACUCAGAGGAGAUGAGAAGUUUGAUUCUGUGGAAGACAUCAUUGAACACUACAAGUAUUUUCCUAUUACACUGAUUGAUGGGAAAGAUAAAACCGGUGCCCACAGGGAGCAAUGCUACCUGACUCAGCCUCUCCCCCUCCACAGAUCAAGAACAACCCAAUCAGAUCUCUGCAGUGGAGAGACCCAUCGGGGAAGGCCAGACUGA